Messenger RNA from Penicillium cinerascens, 348 nucleotides. RefSeq lists its product as uncharacterized. The transcript has a single exon. The record is from RefSeq and is a predicted model, not a curated record. NCBI's taxonomy places the organism in Eukaryota, Fungi, Ascomycota, Eurotiomycetes, Eurotiales, Aspergillaceae. The coding region runs from base 1 to 348 and encodes 115 amino acids.
AUGUCUACGGCAUCUAAUGCACCCGACCGCUACAAGCUUGUCUUCUUUGUCCCGACCGAGAACGCCGAGUCCUGCAAAGAAGCCAUCUUUGCAGUGGGUGCAGGCUCCUUCCCUGGUGGAAAAUACACCAAGUGCUGCUUCCAGACCCCUGGAAUUGGCCAGUUUCUUCCUAACGAGGGCGCAAAUCCCGCGAUCGGCGCUGUCGGGGAGGUCGAGCGGUGCGAGGAGCUCAGAGUCGAGGUUAUGUGCCUCGGGCGCGAUAUUAUGCUGCAGGCAGUGGAUGAGUUGAUACGGGCGCAUCCGUAUGAGGAGGUUGCGUACGAGGUUUAUCGAAUGGAGAAUGUGUAG